Molecule: messenger RNA, 1050 nt
Organism: Spea bombifrons (plains spadefoot toad)
Lineage: Eukaryota; Metazoa; Chordata; Amphibia; Anura; Pelobatidae
Gene: SNAPIN
Product: SNAP associated protein
Exons: 4
Coding region: 63-425 (120 amino acids)
Biological process (GO): lysosome organization; lysosome localization; synaptic vesicle exocytosis
Cellular component (GO): BORC complex; synaptic vesicle; BLOC-1 complex
Molecular function (GO): SNARE binding
Source: RefSeq, a predicted model, not a curated record
ACAUCAUUUCCGGCGGGUGGUUGGCAGCGAGACGUCUAUUCCGCCGAGUGAUUGGCAACGGGAUGGCGGUGUCGCCGGGGCGGGAUGUGUUCGCAGAGGGUCUGCUGGAGCUGCUCAAACCGGCCGUGAAACAGCUGGACUCCCAUGUGCACGCCGUGAGAGAGAGCCAAGUGGACCUCCGGGAACACAUUGAUAGUCUAGCCUCCGAACUCUGCAAGAUUAACGAGGACCAGAAGGUGGCUCUAGACUUGGACCCGUACGUGAAGAAGCUGCUGAAUGCCAGACGCCGGGUGGUCUUGGUCAACAAUAUCCUGCAGAAUGCACAGGAACGUCUUAGGCGCCUCAACCAUAGCGUGGCCAAGGAGACGGCUCGGAGGAGAGCGAUGCUGGAUUCCCACCACCCUCCGGCAUCACCCAAUAAAUGAUCCUUGAGGUGGACUUCUUUUGGAGCUGAGCUCUUUCUUCUACCGUUGCAAGAUGAGAUUCCAGGCAGCCCGGGUGUGCGGAGUAGCUCCACGUCCACUCUUCAGGGGCCAAAGUCAACAUGUAGCCAGCCCAUGGGCCUGCGACGCCAAAAAUCUCUGCGCUGCACUAAGAGGGAAAUCCUCUGUUCCAAUGCAUGAAACGUCCUCCCGUAACACCUUGUUCCUUGUUGCCAUGGCGAUAGAGAGGCUGACGUCACCUUUGUCGGGCUGACAGCCCGGUGCUCUGAGAACCGGCUGUAAGUUUCUACUUCUCCCGUUUAUUGAUUAUAACGUCUGUGUCCGUCCUUGCUUCGCGGUAUUAAGUAGCCCUUGCUUUAGAAUGUGACGUUCUCACACUAGCGAUUGCCUUAGUUUUCCCCCAAAUCGCUGUGGCCUGAACAUGGAAGGGAAUUUUUGGGGGCUUCCACGACGGGGCGAAGUUAUACGUAAAGCCUUCUUUCCUGGAGCCGGCUCCCACGGCUGCCGCCGUCUGUACUCCUGCGACGCUGUUCAUCCUGCACCGGCUGACGCUUGGAUGUCCGCUUGUGUUUCUCGAUUGUAUUUCCAAUAAAUGUUAUUCAGUGAA